This is a messenger RNA of Girardinichthys multiradiatus, 2556 nucleotides long. It is a transcript of the gene dph7, whose product is annotated as diphthamide biosynthesis 7. The record is from RefSeq and is a predicted model, not a curated record. NCBI's taxonomy places the organism in Eukaryota, Metazoa, Chordata, Actinopteri, Cyprinodontiformes, Goodeidae. Gene Ontology annotation, molecular function: protein binding. The transcript is spliced from 9 exons. Bases 1297 to 2424 code for a protein of 375 amino acids.
AAGGACCUGUAUAUGUAAUGGAUCCCUGUGUGAGCACAUUAAACGACAAACGGCUACCGCGGUGAAGUUAGAUAUUGGAUAUUCAAGCUCACGCUUGAUCUGAUUCAGGAACUCAGAUUUCGGCUAGCUGCUCUCUGUUGCUCCCUCUUCUGACGCGCGGUGGUUCAUGGGACCGUCAAUAAGUUUCCGAACCAAACACUCUUGGGAAAUAAAAAUAAAUGCAUUCCUUGUCUUGUGACCAACUGAAACAAAAUCAAUGGUAAAUCAUGCUACAUGACUACAUAAAUGAGGCACACUAUUUUUUAUUCCCUUUAAGUCUUUACAUUUUUAGGGUUUUUUUGGUCACAAAUUGUGAUUUUUCUUCAAUAGCUUCCAGGUCAUGUGACCCAAGGACACAAAUCUGUUUGAAAUUGUUCUACUACACUGGAUAGACGAGGCACACAAAUUUUUUUAAGUCUGAUUUUAAUAAAUUUUCUAUUUUUUAUACAUUUCUUUCAUCAAAAUCAUGAUUUUUUUCAAUAGCUUUUAGGUCACUUGACCCAAUGAUACAAAACUAAUGUGAAAUCACUCUACUACACAGAAUAGAUGAGACACUUGUUUUUUAAGAAUUUUUGUAAUCACAAUUGAUCAUUUUGAUUAAACAUAGGAUUAUAAUACAUACUGUGAUCAGUUGCAAGGUAAUUCUCUAAGCUUACAAGCUACAGUCAAAUAUAAAACAUUCAUUUUAGCAAAUCACACCUGCUUUUUUGAAACUGUCCAGCUUUACUGUAUAAGUCGUUAAUGCAUGAACCAGUUUCUUGGUAUAUCUGAUUGUGAGUUAACCUUACUUUGGAAAAAGAGGGGCACAGAUGUUCCUUCAAAAAUAAAGGAUCGAAGCGUUCGUCCAUCAUUCAGAGCUAUGCUCCUUCUGUCCACAUCAGCAGUUGACAGGAGAGGUAUGUGUGUGAUUGUAUUUUUUAAGUUCAUCUUUCACUUAUUUGUCAACAUUUACUUCAUCAUUUUAAAACUGAUAUCAACAAAUGUUCAGAUUUGCUGGCAAACACAGUUUUAGCCACUUUAAAUAUUUAUAAAUUAUUAUGUUGCUUAUGCAGAAUAUUGCAAGCCAGUUUAAUGUGGCUGUCCAUCCAUCGGGAGAGGUGGACGCCAGUUACCUCCUAAAUCCCUCCACAGCUGGUGUGAUUCUGUUUGGUGACAGAACAGUUUCCUCCUCACAGUUAACCAAAGGGGGGAAGAGAGGAUGCCCCGCCCAGCCGAACUGGUCGUUUGUACCUUUUUGAGUUUCGGUGGGGGGGUCUGAUGAGCCCUCCUCUCACCGAGCUACAACAUCUGGACACAGCGGCUAUUUUAGAUCUGAAAUGGUGCCACGUUCCUGUAUCAGGCAGGCCGCUGCUGGGAAUGGUUGCUGCUACAGGAGAGCUGCACCUCUACACGCUGUUAGAUAGUCAGGAAGGUGGGCGCAUUCUGAACGGUAUGUGCAGUUUGGAGGUUGGAGCACAGCGGCUGGCCUUGUCUUUGGACUGGUCCACUGGAAGAAUGAACAGCAGUAGUGACAUACGGGUGGUGUGCAGUGAUUCUGCGGGCUGCGUCAGUGUGUUCUCCCUGGCUGAAGGAGCUCUGAUGGCUCUGUCCCAAUGGAAAGCUCAUGACUUUGAGGCCUGGAUCACAGCCUUUUCCUACUGGAACACACAGCUGGUUUAUUCUGGGGGUGAUGACUGCAAACUCAAAGGCUGGGAUCUCAGAGCUGGUCCAUCAAGCCCUGUUUUCACCAGUAAAAGGCACUCAAUGGGUGUGUGCAGUAUUCACAGCAACCCUCAUCUGGAACAUAUCCUGGCUACAGGCAGCUACGAUGAGCAGGUGUUGCUGUGGGAUGGCAGGAACAUGCGGCAGCCCCUCGGGGAGACCACAGUGGGUGGCGGGGUGUGGAGGCUAAAAUGGCAUCCAACCCAUCAGCACCUGCUGCUGGCUGCCUGCAUGCAUAAUGACUUCCAUAUCCUUCACUGCCAGCAGGUCUUAGAGGGCAGUGGAGGAGCUUGUCCUGUUGUUGCCUCCUACAUCCUCCACAACUCCUUGGCCUAUGGAGCUGACUGGUCCAGGCUGUCCCUUGAGGACCCCGCACCGCAGUCCCCUCCAGCCACAGAACCAAACGAAAGCCUCAUAGAGAGCAGAGGACACUUACGGAUUCAUUAUGAGUCUCCUACUGCCAGCUUUGACACUUCCCUGGAGGAUGACGCAGGACAUUACAUCCCAGAGGCGAUUGUAGCACCCUCCACCAGCCCUGCUGCAGCUCCAGCCCCCAACCUGGACAAGGAUGCUUCCUCGCUGUCCUGUCUGCUAGCUAGCUGCUCAUUCUAUGACCACAUGCUCCAUGUGUGGCGCUGGGACUGGACUCCAGAAGAAACUCAGCAGGAGCCCGGUCCACAUUGAGCUGGUCUAAUGUAGAUACAUCCUAUAAUACCCUGUACUGCUUCAUGUAGAUGAGUCUCCUACACUUAAACAUAAUGCUUAUUUAGCACAAACUUUAUUUUGAUGACAGUUUUUAAUAAACACUUUAUAAUC